AUGACGAAUACGCUAACAGUUGCUACCGACGAAACGACCAGCCCUUCGAUCAUCGAGCCUAGCAAAUCUCAUUCGCCAACUCCGAUUAAGACUGAACUACUCCAACAAUCGUUGAUCAAGGUGACAAGCUGGACCGAACGAAUUAAAAACUAUUUUAUCACUCACGAUGGUCGAAUUUCUUUAGUCGAAUUUCUGUUUGCUUUAACCUGUGUUAUUAUCCAGCACAUCAUGGGCACUUGUCAUCAUUAUCUACGAGAUGGAACCAAUCUCGUCAAUUGGCACACUUUUGCUCCGCCAUUCGGUGCCGGUCCACAAACGGCAUUGUUCUUCUUCAUACUAUCAUGGAUAACAUUAUUUUAUUGCGUUGAACGUCUAUGGAGUCAUAUAGUCAUAGGUACGCAUGCAUCGAAAAAGCAUGAUCUUCUUGUACAUGGAAUGAUUGGUAGUUUGUUUCUAACGGCAUUUGCUUUCAAUGUUUGGGGUUAUGCUCUAUGCGAAAGCACAACUGAUGCCGAUGGAUUGAAACAAUUCGUACCUGGUGUUUGCCGCGGAGAUAGCAAAGCAUGUAUUCCGCUUCUUCCAGGCGUGUUGAUCGCAUGUGCAACUGCUUGUGCAUUCUUUUCAGAACAUAUCCUUGCGUUAAUUAGAGUAAUUAAAGCUCGUCAAGAAGUGCAAAGCGAUGGAAUAACUCGAAUUAUACCGUAA
Messenger RNA from Adineta ricciae, 705 nucleotides. Lineage: Eukaryota; Metazoa; Rotifera; Eurotatoria; Adinetida; Adinetidae. The record is from the annotation of a GenBank genome assembly.